AUGUCGAGCGAUGGCGAACCAACCGUCGCCGUGAAGCUGUUCAUCGACAAGGAGAAGAAAAAGGUGCUGUUUGCGGAAUCCAACAAGGACUUCGUCGACGUCCUCUUCAGCUUCCUCACCCUGCCUCUUGGCACCAUCGUCCGUCUCUUCGACAAGCAGUCGCAGGUAGGAUGCCUCGACGAGCUGUACAAGAGCGUGGAGGUCCUCGGCCCGGACCACUUCCAGACCAAGGCGUGCAAGGCCAUGCUUCUAAGCCCCCUCAAUGCUGCAGCAAUCCGUUGCAAUCGGCUUAAAGUGAAAGUUGUCGACAAAAACCCAAUGUAUCGCUGCAAAAAUACUAGCUGCGGGCAUUCAACAUUCAGCUCUGUCCCUGAUGCUAUUUGCAGUUGUGGACAUGUUGUUGAGUACAUCGGGGAAUGGACGAACAAGAAAUGUUAUCCUCCUGUUGCUGCAGACAAGGAGGAUGCAGUUUUUGUCAUUGGCGUUGCGAAGUUCAUCGUAACGGAUGAUCUCCAAGUUGCUCCUGCCUCCACAAGAGUAAUGUUUUCCCUGAUUGAAAAAUACGGUAUACCGGAAAAAGUGAACAUUCAGGAGAAGGUGCUCCAGCUCAAUUCUGCCAAGAUGAUUGGUUUAUUCAGGAGAGCGCUGCUGACGAAGCAAGUCUUAACCGGACUUUAUUUUGAUGUUGCUAUCCCGCCAAAUGCUGCAGACAUGUGUGUGCUCCCUGACAAUAUGUUUGCAAAACAGGCACUUGAGACCGAUCCCAAAUUCAAAGCCAUCAAGAUAAGGCUUGUUCAUGCAAAGGAUGAUUCAGUGCUGUAUGCUGAAGUUGGGCAAGAUUUCGUUGAUCUAGUCUUUGGAAUCCUCACCACUCCACUUGGAACCAUGCUCAAGACUUUCACCGAGUUACCUCGGAUCGGAUGGAUAUUCUGCUUGAUCAACACCCUCGAGUUCCUGCGCGCAUCCAAGGUUCCCAAGGACAAGCUUGUGGAGAAAGAACUCACGCUCAACAAAACCCAGGUUAUGAAGCUUGUGGGAGCUGCAUUUGGGACGAGCAAAGCACUCAGCAGCGUGCUCAUGCCUUGUAAGAAGUAG
Molecule: messenger RNA, 1095 nt
Organism: Triticum aestivum (bread wheat)
Lineage: Eukaryota; Viridiplantae; Streptophyta; Magnoliopsida; Poales; Poaceae
Exons: 4
Coding region: 1-1095 (364 amino acids)
Source: RefSeq, a predicted model, not a curated record